Molecule: messenger RNA, 711 nt
Organism: Miscanthus lutarioriparius
Lineage: Eukaryota; Viridiplantae; Streptophyta; Magnoliopsida; Poales; Poaceae
Source: the annotation of a GenBank genome assembly
AUGGUGCGUGAGCUGCCGCCCGUGGCAGCAGCAGCAGCAGCGCUAACGGCUGCUCCCGUGCCGGAUCAGUGCAACGCCGGGGACGGCGACCGCGGGAGGAGGGUCGUCGGUGUCGCUGGUCCCGGCGUGUGCAGCGGAGCGCGGAGACGGCUGGCCAAGGGUGGCUCCGGCCCGGCGAGCACCAAGUUCAGCGGCGUCCGGAGGCGGCCGUGGGGCAAGUUCGCAGCGGAGAUCCGUGACCCGUGGCGCGGCGACCCGGCGACCCCCGGCGGAUACGAGUCCGGCGCGGAGUCCUCGCUGGCGGUGUCGUCGCCGACGUCCGUGCUCCACAAGGUCCCUUCCCUGUCCUCCCUCGCCGAGGACUCCUCCAAGGACGACUCCGACGCCGCGGCCCCGUGCGAGCCGGCCGCUGCCGAGUGCCGCAGCCUGGCCGUCCUCGAGGAGGAGGAGCUCGGCAAGUUCGUGCCGUUCGAGGACGUGCCGGUCUACGCCACCAGCGGCUUCUGGGACAUCGAGCCCGACGCCGGGUUCCUCUACGCCGAGCAGUCGUCGCCGGAGGCGUCGUGGAACGCCGCCGCCGCCGCCGAGCCCGCGGCCACGUCCGAUGACGCGCCCAGCUGGGGCGCGUCGUCGCCGAUGCAGGAGAACAACGACUACUUCCAGGACCUGCGCGUCCUCUUCCCGCUCAACCCGCUUCCCGCGAUUUUCUGA